GAGAUCCGAUCCUUCUAUGACUUAUCAGCAAAUUUAUUCACUAACUUAGCGAUCUGCUCCUUCAUCCCUUCGUCUGAUAAGUGUGAUCACCGACGAUGAGCAAGCUAAACGCAGGAGCUUUUGAAUUCGUGCCCGGUCGCCCAUUCAGCAUUACUCAACAGAAUGUAGGCCAGAAUUCUCCUCAACCCCCUGCUCCAAUCGAGCGUCCCCCUCAAACAGAGGCACCCGCUCCACCACCAACAAUCACUCUCAAUAUCGGUGCACCGAAGCCCCCCGCCAGUGCUCCGGCUCCUCCCCCAGCUCCCGCUUCUUCCGUUUCUAUUCCCUCGACCACUGCUGCAGUUGUUGCCGCCCCUGCACACUCGGUCUCGGCCUCAGGAAAUUCAUCCCCCGCUCCUCCACCUUCAAACAAAGUCUUCACAACCGCAAAAUCGAAAACCGAUACCACUUCCAUCGCUCGCGAAGUCCAAGCUGUUGCCGACCAGGAGAUACUCAAGGAUCUGUAUGGUGACAUCAAGGAACAUCUCAAUAUAGUCUUUGUGGGACACGUGGAUGCCGGAAAAAGUACCCUAGGAGGAAACCUCCUUUAUAUCACUGGUGUCGUGGAUAAACGGACCAUGGAAAAGUAUGAACGCGAAGCCAAGGAUGCUGGAAGAGAAACUUGGUACCUCAGUUGGGCCCUUGACUCCACCCCACAGGAGCGCAGCAAGGGUAAGACCGUCGAGGUUGGUCGCGCUUACUUCGAAACUAGCAGCCGCCGCUACACCGUCCUUGACGCUCCCGGUCACAAAACUUAUGUUCCAUCCAUGAUAUCUGGUGCUGCUCAAGCAGACGUCGCGCUCCUUGUCAUUUCGGCACGCAGGGGCGAAUUUGAGACAGGAUUCGAGAAAGGCGGCCAAACACGGGAGCACGUUAUGCUGGUCAAGACGGUUGGGGUAUCCAAGAUUAUCGCAGUUAUCAACAAAAUGGACGAUCCGACCGUAGAGUGGGAUCAAGCACGUUUCAACGAAAUCAAGGAAAAGAUUUCCCCGUUCAUCAGGGCCGCUGGCUUUAACCUAAAGACAGACGUUACAUUCAUACCUGUUUCUGCCUUCACUGGCUUAAACCUGAAGGAUCGCGUCCCAAAGUCUACGUGCCCCUGGUGGAGUGGCCCUUCUCUUUUGGAACACUUGGACCAUAUGCCGAUGGUCGACCGCAAAAUGAACGGACCCCUCAUGAUGCCGGUAUCAGAAAAGUACAAGGAUAUGGGUACAAUUGUAGUUGGCAAGAUCGAGUCUGGACAUAUGCGUAAAGGGGAUAACCUCCUACUCAUGCCCAACAGGGACUCCGUCGAGGUCUCUGCCAUCUACAACGAACUUGAGGCGGAGAUCCCUUCUGCAAUAUGUGGAGAUAAUGUUCGGGUCCGUUUGCGUGGCGUGGAAGACGAGGACAUUAGCCCAGGUUUUGUACUGACCAGCCCGAAGAAUCCUGUGCAUGCUGUGCGGCAGUUCGAAGCCCAACUAGCCAUUUUAGAACACAAAAAUAUCAUCUGCGCCGGAUACUCUGCCGUUAUGCACGUCCAUACGCUAGGAGAAGAGGUCACACUCUCCGCCCUUCUCCAUUACUUUGACAAAGCAACUGGGCGCAAAUCAAGGAAACCACCCCAGUUUGCGAAGAAAGGACAAAAAAUCGUUGCGCUUAUCGAGACUGCGCUCCCCGUGUGUGUGGAAAGAUUUGUUGAUCAUCCUCAACUAGGACGGUUUACCUUGCGGGAUGAAGGGCGAACAGUUGCGAUAGGAAAAAUCACAAAGCUAGUUGACGAUCGCAUCGACGACAUCACGGAAGGCGUCUCCAAUGUUAUGGUCGCGCCAUCCGACCCUUCAGUUUGAAGCAGAUUUACGGAUGGUUAACAUACAGAUAGCUCAAUAGUACGUCAAAUACGCCCUGUAAGAACAGCGACCAUUUAUGUUAGAUGUGACUACGACCAUGGUCCACCGAAUGAGUCACAAGUAAGACUCUGUACGUGUCGAGCACAACAUCCAGUACACUCUUGAAUGAUCUGAAGCACCAGCUCUACAUAGUACGUUAAUGUAGUUCUCGAAGUCCAGAUCAACUAGCAAGCA
Messenger RNA from Pisolithus orientalis, 2102 nucleotides. RefSeq names its product P-loop containing nucleoside triphosphate hydrolase protein. Gene Ontology annotation, biological process: translational termination; nuclear-transcribed mRNA catabolic process, deadenylation-dependent decay; translation. The transcript has 7 exons. Gene Ontology annotation, molecular function: translation release factor activity; GTP binding; GTPase activity. Gene Ontology annotation, cellular component: translation release factor complex. The record is from RefSeq and is a predicted model, not a curated record. The coding region runs from base 96 to 1868 and encodes 590 amino acids. Lineage: Eukaryota; Fungi; Basidiomycota; Agaricomycetes; Boletales; Pisolithaceae.